This is a messenger RNA of Gryllus bimaculatus (two-spotted cricket), 2310 nucleotides long. The record is from the annotation of a GenBank genome assembly. Lineage: Eukaryota; Metazoa; Arthropoda; Insecta; Orthoptera; Gryllidae.
UGCAGAAUACUAUGUCUAAGACGAACCUCAUCCGUUCUUCAUUGGUUCUUUGCAUUCUCCUUGCAUCAUGCUUCUUAGCGCCUGGCGGGGGACGGUGUCUAUUUGACUUUUUCUGUGUUGGGGGUUACAGGGGCAAAAGGCAGUAUUUCAUUUCUGAAUGAGUAAGCUUCCUGAUUAAGGAGUCAAAUUGCCUCUGACUAAAUAAAUGAAUAAAAUAAAUGUAAUUGCAAGCUAUGAACAAUAUUUUGGAGGUGUAAGUAAAUAACAGAAAUAUAAGUAGUCGUAUGAUAUGUAAGUAUGGAGUUAUGGAAGAGUUCUGAAAACGCGGAUAACAAAAUAUCAACGGUAUAUUCUCCAGAAUCGCAUAUCUUAAUAAUAGAGCCUUUGUACGGUGGGUCACACAAACAGUUCAUUGAUACAUUACUUGAAGGUCUCAAAAAUUGUAAAAUAUCACUGUACGUUUUACCUGAUAAGAAGUGGCAUUGGCGUGCUCGUACUAGUGCAUUAUAUUUUUAUGAUGCUGUGCCAAGGGAUGUUCAGUUUGAUGUCAUUUUCGCAAGCAGUGUUCUAAAUUUAGCUGAGUUUAUUGCAUUGAGGCCAGAUUUAACUCGUUGCCGAAAAAUAUUAUAUUUUCACGAAAAUCAGCUUGUAUAUCCCAUUCAACAUGUCAAAGAAAGAGACUUCCAAUAUGGAUACAAUCAAAUCUUAUCAUGUAUCUGGAUUACUAGUCUUGUUGCUGAUAAAGUGGUGUUCAAUUCAAAUUAUAAUAUGAUGUCAUUUUUAAACACCAUAAACAAGUUUUUUAAAUUACAACCAGAUUUUAGGCCAAAAAACUUAAAAGAGAGAUUAUUACAUAAAUGUGAUGUCUUAUAUGUGCCAGUAAAGUUUCCUGUUGAGUUAGCUAUUAAAAAUGAAGACAUUUUACAUAUAGUGUGGCCUCACAGAUGGGAACAUGAUAAAGAUCCUGAAAAAUUGUUUCAAGUUGCAUCAGCUUUAAAACGUUUAGAAUGCACAUUUGUACUCUCAGUUGUGGGAAAAGCAGGAGAUAAUGAAAGCAUUUUCAAAGAAGCUGCAAAAGAAUUAUCUGGCUAUAUUAGAACUUGGGGUUAUCUUCCAUCCAAAGAAGAUUUUUUUACUUUAUUACAGGAAUGUCACGUUGCUAUCUCAACUGCAAAACAUGAAUUCUUUGGAAUAUCCAUGUUGGAAGCAGUAAGCUGUGGGUGCUUUCCGUUGUGUCCCAAUUCACUUGUGUACCCAGAGAUAUUUCCAGAGGAGUGUCUUUAUAAAAAUGAAGGAGAAUUGCUCAAAAAGUUAAAAAUGUUUUGUCAUAAGCCUCAUAAGGCUGUGGAAAUGAGGUGUAAAAUGAAUAUUGAUUUAAAUAAAUUCAGUGCUAUAAAAUUGAUCCCUAAAUAUAAAGAACUCUUAGUUGGCCAAUGAGAAUCUAGAAUUAUCAGAGAAUUGUUGCCAUUUGUUUUGUUUUUGUUGUUUUGCCAAUUGUUAGUGUUAUUGUGUUGUUAAAAAUUGUAUAGUUGUAAAUUUUUUGUAUAGUUGUAAAUUUUCUUUUUUGUAUAUUUAAUGUGUAAAUUGCAAAAAAAUAAUAUAUUUUUUUCAAUAUGUAAAAUACAGGAAUGAAUAAUACAGUAAUUGUACAAAUGCAAAUGACUUCCAAGUUUUGGGAAGAUUUAAUUUAUAAUGUACAUAAUUUUACAAGUACAAAUAGAGAUAAAAUUUGCAGUGUGUAUAAAGAUAUGAUUAUUUUGCCGGUAACAUCCUUUUUGCCAAUCAUUUUGGUUAUGAAUUUGAUUGAUUUCCAUCACGUAUUUAUUUUGGGAAUUUUUUUGUAGCAUGUAUAUGUUUUGUAAGAUGUUAAUAGGUGUUACUCUAAUUUUCUGUUUGUUUAUAUUUAUUUGUGAAUGUUUUCAAGUUUGGAAAUGAGCUAGUGCCAUCAUUAAUAUAAAUAGAGAAAACAUUAACCAUGAAUUAAAUGUGAAUCCUGCUACUAGACUCAUCAAAUGCUAUGAACUUAAAACAAAAAUAAUUUAAACAAAAUUAGAUAUCACAGUUGGAAGAGUUGUUGCCCAUGACGUUGAGAACAACGAACGAAGGUUGGGAAUCUAAAUUUUGCAAUAGGAGUUGUGACUUUCAUCUUGAGAUGGCGAUGUGGAAGGUAAUAAUUAGGGGGCGGAUUUCAAUGACCUAAAACGUUGCUAAAAAUGAUCUAUAAAUUGUUCUUAAAAUGCCUCCAAAACAAAGAAAAAUGACAUACGUAAGCUUCCGCGGCUCGAAUCCAUAAAUUCUCGGCUAUCCGGG